Molecule: messenger RNA, 2490 nt
Organism: Onthophagus taurus
Lineage: Eukaryota; Metazoa; Arthropoda; Insecta; Coleoptera; Scarabaeidae
Source: RefSeq, a predicted model, not a curated record
ACGACAACCUUCCAUCUCAUUCUCGUCCACUCUCUCGGUCUUACUUCUUGCAUCCUUCUACCCAUUACUUGCUUAGGUAUUCUCUCUUCUUCCAUUCUAAUCACAUGACCAACCCAUCAUAAACACUGGAAUCUGAUGAACUCCAGAUAAGAAUGACGGGUCCUUAUAAACACGAUACAAUUCAUAGCUGUAUCUUGAUCUCCAUAUAUUAUUUUUUUGCACUGGCUCUACUAUUGGAAAUGUAGUGGUCAAUGCGAAAUGUGCUUUAUUGGCCAGAAUGGGUCUCCUAACUUUUUAUGCACCCAGUCUUAAUAAUUGCAUCUCAAGGUAUGCAAAAAGUUCUAUGUUGUCCAUUGUUGUGGUAUUGAUAUUGCUAUUUUGAUACUCUUGUUUUUUCCGUGUUGAUAUUGAGCCUGACUGUUUUAGUAUUACUUUUCAGUUUUUCAUAUCUCAGGUUAAACAGGGUGGGUACCAGCAGUAAUUGAUUUAAUGUUUGUAAAUAAUCCUUAUUAUGACUUCAUGGUUUACACAUUUUUGAAAUGAUUAUCUAUUUUUUUUUUCUGUUAAGUCCUGAAGGUCGAAGAUUUCGUCUUCGCAGCGAAAUAAAAAAUUACAUCGAAGAACAUCCCGAAUUAAAUCUAAAAGAAAAAAUGUUCGAUUUUUCGAUUUCAAGACGUCCAACGAAACGUUCAAGAAACGAAUCCAGGCGCUCCACAACAUCUCGCGUAACUAGUGAACCCGUCGUAGUUCAAGAACCCGCAGAGACCACUACAAACGUUGAAGAAGAACCCGCUCAAGAUAAUUUAAACAGUUUAAAAAUCCCUCUAAUUGAUAAUUCUUAUAAAUGUCCCAUAGAGGGGUGUGGGAAAAAUUUUCGGCGCGAAAAUUUAGCUCAAAUGCACGUUAAACAUUAUCAUCCAGAAUACACAAAGUAUUUAGAUUCAACGCCAAAUGUAGCCGAUUUGGCCUACGCAAGAACGGUUGGCGAAUCUUUAGACAGAUCUCCAGGCCCAGAAAAACAACAAAGAUUAUCAACAAAUACUAAAUCAACCUCAAAACUAACUCCAAAAAUAACUCAAAAAGAACCAAAUUCCGUCUUAGAAGCGAGCCAUUCUGAAAUAAUAAAGUUAUUAAGUUCAAAAUCGGAUAGUAACAAAAAAGAUGAACCAACUUCGCCGAUUUUGCCAUCUGGUUUGCCUCCAAGCAUGUAUCCUGAUAUAAAAUUAAAAGAUUUAUUAACUAAAUCAGAAGCGAUCCCAAAACGGGAUGAUAUCAAUAUGAAAGCUUUAAUUUCAAGCACUCAAAGACCGAGCUUAAAAAUUAAAGAAGAAAUUGAUACCGAUUCCCCAAAAAGUAGUUCAAAUAAACACAACCAAAAAAGAAAGCGAAUCGCAUCCGAAUCAAUUGAAAUAAAACAAGAAAUUAAACAAGAAGUUUUAGAUCCCGCAAUCGAUUUACCCCCAACCCAACCCCCCAUAAAUAACGUUAUCAUUGAAGGCGGCGAAGUAAUAAAAAUUGUUCAAAUGAAACGAGAGGAAAUUAUAAAUUGUACUUGUGGGAUUACUGAAGAGGAUGGUUUGAUGAUUCAAUGCGAAUUAUGUUUAUGUUGGCAACACGCUUAUUGCAACAACAUACAAAGAGAGAGUCAAGUUCCUGAUAAAUAUAUUUGUUAUAUUUGCCAAAAUCCCAUUAGACAGAGAAGUUCAAAAAAAUAUUUUCACGAUCAAGAUUGGUUAAAACAUGGCACUUUACCAGUUGGAUCUUUUCAUUGUAAAGAUGAAUCAAUAUUGAAAGAGAGAUUUGAAAAAUUAAAGAAAACUCAUGAUUUAAGUGGGGGAUUAUUGGAAUUAAAGGAUUAUUUACAUACUUUGAAAGUUAAAAUUAAAAUUGCUGAAGCUAAAAACCAUCCGAAAUUAUAUUUAUGGUCAAAACCAUGGGAGAAACUCCCAUUACCUGAAAAAACUGAAGAAGAAGCAUCUAACAUAAAACCGGAUGAUUCCAUGUUAUUAACUUUAUUAAAAAAUAAAGACAGUCAAAGCUCAUCAGAAUCAACCGAAUUCCCAAAAUUAGAUUUAAACACUUUUAUGGGAAACAAUUUGGAGAAUAUACAAUUACAAACGCCAAGAAUACCACAACCAGAAGCGGCGAUUGAUUCAGCUGAUUGUCGAUUAAACUUAUUGGAACAUAUCUCACACAGUCAAUCCUUGGUUGAAGAGAGAUUAAUGGAAUUUGAAGACCAAAUUGACAAAUUGGACACGUUUUUGGAUAUGGACGAAAACGACAUCGAUUUCGACCCAAAAGUUCGACAAACCACUCAAAUGUUAAUGCGAGAUUUGAACGUUCUGAAAGAACUUUCUCAAAUGAACACGUUUUAGUUUAUUUUUGAAUAAUCUUUGUUUGUAUUAUAGUUACCUGUAUUCUUUGCGGCUAAGUUUGCGAAUAAAAGGAAUAUUUAAGAUAAAGGUUAAAUAAAGAAUGUUUUUGAAGUUA